ACGCAUAUUUCACGGCAACAACAAUACAACAAAACCCCUCUUCAUCACGGAGCCAGUUAUUUUGGCGGCAAAAAAACCUUGGAUAUAUCCACGCUCCUCUCACUCACGGGUUCUGCUCUUGGCUGCAAACUCGGCAUUUUGCUCGUGCUGAAAUUCCCCAUAAUUUGCGCAUUCUUCGCUAAUAGAACAGUUUGCGGGCUCGAGAAUCACAUGUAAUUAGGGUUUUGCCGCCACCCUCGACGAUUGUAUUGCGGCCAUGGAAGUCAGAACCCAGAAGUCGCCGGUCAUCAGGCCCAUAAAAAAAUGCGUCGUCCACCGAAUCUGCGCCGGACAAGUGAUAUUAGACCUCUCCUCCGCCGUAAAGGAGCUCGUUGAGAACAGCCUCGAUGCCGGCGCCACCAGCGUCGAGAUUGCGCUGAAAGAGUACGGCCUCGACUCCAUACAAGUCAUCGACAACGGCGCUGGAAUUACCUCGCAGAAUUUCAAAUCCCUGGCACUAAAGCACCAUACAUCCAAGCUCUUGGAUUUUCCAGACCUCCAAUCAUUAACGACCUUCGGGUUUAGAGGAGAGGCAUUGAGUUCACUUUGUACAUUAGGGGAGUUGACUGUGGAGACACGGACAAUCGAUGAUGUUGUUGCAACACACCUGACAUUUGAUCACAUGGGUGUUCUGAUAGCUGAGAGGAAAAGUGCUCGUCAAGUAGGUACGACGGUUACUGUCAAGAAGUUGUUCUCCAAUCUUCCUGUGAGGAGCAAAGAAUUCCAUAGAAAUAUUCGGAAGGAAUAUGGCAAAUUAAUCAGCUUGUUAAACGCCUAUGCUGUAAUUGCUAAAGGAGUUAGAAUUGUUUGCACCAAUACCACGGGGAGAAAUGCAAGGUCUGUAGUGCUGAAGACACAGGGUAAUGGGUCCCUAAAGGAGAAUAUCAUUAUGGUGUUUGGCACAAGUAUUUUUUCUUGUUUACAGGCCCUCACACUUAACAUGUCUGAUAGUUGCAUGGUUGAAGGGUUUGUUUCCAGACCUGGAUAUGGAAGUGGCCGGAAUAUAGGGGAUCGGCAGUUCUUCUUUGUUAAUGGUCGUCCAGUUGAUAUGCCCAAAGUUGGCAAGCUUGUUAAUGAGUUAUAUAGAGGUGCUAAUUCUAGACAAUAUCCUAUUGUCAUUAUGAACUUUUCUGUCCCAACAGUAGCAUACGAUGUAAAUGUUACUCCCGAUAAAAGGAAAAUAUUUUUCUCUGAUGAAACUUCCAUAUUGAAAUCCUUAAGAGAUGCUCUGGAGAAGGUAUAUUCUUCCAAUGAGGCAAGUUAUUCAGUUAACAGAGUGGACGAACUUAAUGAGAGUGAGCAUGGAAUUAAUGUUCAGUUUAUGCAUGAGGGAUCACAAACACCUUCUAAGCAAUUAUUGCCUGACAGCGGUAUGACUCCUGAGGAAAGAGAAGAUAAAUUAUACCCGAAAAGUGACGGUAUCCCACCAACAGUUACGGAUAAUCUGAGAGAAUUUUCCAGCGAGAAAAUGAAACUGACUAGUGGAGGGCUACCGCCCAGAGUACACAGUAAUCAGAAGAUCAACUUAUCUGAAACACCUGGUUUGCAAAUUACUGACAGAAUAGACAAACAUACUUAUCUGCCGUCUACAUUGACCAAGAAAGGUAGUUCUGGCAGUGAAAAGUUACUUGGGCGCUCAAGUACUGUACAGAUAUCACUCAACAAAUUUGUAACUGUAAGUAAGAGGAAACAUGAAAGUGUUGAAACUGCACUAUCUGAAGUCCCACUUCUUAGAAGUGAACCUGGUGCAGCUAGACUUAGAUUGAGCAGCUCUUCGAAGCGCACUCCAUCUCCAAGCUCUCCAGGGAAUUUCAUUGAUACUGAUGACUCCAAUAAUAUUGAUGAGACUAAGAUGAUCAAAAUUUCAAGUACCAAUAGCGUCUUUUAUGAAUCAGAUGACAGCAUUCUACAACCUUGUGGGGGCAGAAACCGAAGUGUAGUCAGGAAUGAUGGUGAUACAAGUGUUUUGUUAGCUUGUGCUGAGAAGAAGCAAAAUAAAGCUAGUGAGGAGCAGAAAGUUCAAGUUAGAGAUCUGGAUGAUAAUUCUGUACUAGCUGCUUCAGUUAGUGCAAAUUCUCAACGUAUACCUCAUGACCUUCUAGAUGCAUGCACUCCAUUACAAUCUUCUGGUCCACCAACAGAUGCUCCAGUGGUUUGUUCUGGCUCAAAGGUCGGUUUCACAUUGCAGUUUAGCUUGGAAGAUUUGAUGUCAAGGAGGAAGAAGAGGCUGUCAAGACUCAAAUAUAUCAGCCAUACAUCAGGAAGUAUAAAGUUACAAGGGUAUAUAGGAAGUUCAUGCAUGGGUUUCGAUGCAGCUACACUGGAGCUCGCAGAAGGAGUAAAUGAGGAAGGAAAGGCCAAAGCCUUAGCUGCUGCUACCAGUGAGCUGGAAAGACUAUUUAAGAAAGAAGACUUUAAACAAAUGAAGGUGAUUGGACAGUUUAACCGUGGGUUUAUUAUUGGAAAAACAGCUCAGGACCUUUUCAUUGUGGAUCAGCAUGCUGCAGAUGAAAAAUACAACUAUGAGCGUCUGUCUCAAACAACCAUUUUGAAUCAACAACCUUUACUCCGGCCCUUGAGAAUGGAGUUAGCUCCUGAAGAAGAAAUAGUCAUCUCCAUGUACAUGGAUAUCUUCAGGAAAAAUGGCUUUUUACUGGAGGAGGAUGAUCAGGCUCCUUGUGGACAUCGUUUCGUACUGAAAGCGGUUCCUUUCAGCAAAAAUAUAACUUUUGGGGUUGCAGAUAUCAGGGAUCUUAUUUCUAUCCUCUCUGAUAGUCAUGGAGAAUGCUCCAUGAUUGGCAGUUACCGAUUAGACAGUGCUGAUUCAGUGUGCCCACCCAGAGUGCGUGCAAUGCUAGCUUCACGUGCUUGCAGGUCAUCUGUUAUGAUCGGAGAUUCAUUGGGAAGGACCGAGAUGCAGAAGAUCCUAGUACAUCUGGCGUCCCUCAAAUCUCCUUGGAAUUGUCCACACGGCAGACCAACAAUGCGUCACUUGGUCGACCUAAGAAGUGUACGGAGAAGAACAGAUGAUGAAGAGAUGGAGUUGUGAUGGGCGCUGCUGUCUAAGCACGGAGAAGAAAUGGAGCACCAUUGAGUUUGAGUCGUUUUGGAGGGAUGAUGAAGACAAGAGAAAUACUAAACAACUUUAUCAUGCUUUUGAUGCCUAAUUUGGCUCAUUAUCUCUUGACACGUCAUUAUCUCUUGACACGUCAUUGUCAUGUCAGUCAAAAUUAGUGCCAUUUUAAUUAAAAACAUACACGUCAUAUAGAAAA
Salvia splendens (bonfire salvia) is the source of this 3311-nucleotide messenger RNA. Its product is annotated as DNA mismatch repair protein PMS1. Gene Ontology annotation, biological process: mismatch repair. NCBI's taxonomy places the organism in Eukaryota, Viridiplantae, Streptophyta, Magnoliopsida, Lamiales, Lamiaceae. Gene Ontology annotation, cellular component: MutLalpha complex. The record is from RefSeq and is a predicted model, not a curated record. The transcript has 11 exons. Gene Ontology annotation, molecular function: mismatched DNA binding; ATP hydrolysis activity; ATP binding. The coding region runs from base 257 to 3088 and encodes 943 amino acids.